Gossypium raimondii (Peruvian cotton) is the source of this 5673-nucleotide messenger RNA. RefSeq lists its product as uncharacterized. The transcript is spliced from 13 exons. Gene Ontology annotation, biological process: DNA integration. Lineage: Eukaryota; Viridiplantae; Streptophyta; Magnoliopsida; Malvales; Malvaceae. Gene Ontology annotation, molecular function: zinc ion binding; nucleic acid binding. The record is from RefSeq and is a predicted model, not a curated record.
AUGAUCCGAGGUGAGUUAGAAUCUGUUAACGAACGAUUGGAUCGAGUUGAAUUGGGGUAUCAACGAGAGCAUACACCCCAAGCGCUGCAAAGAAGGCGAGACCAAUUGGAAAUCAAUCAAGACGACCUAUAUGAUCCGAAUGAAGCCGAAAGUGAUCAAGGAUCAAACAUAAGUGAAGGACGAAGAGGUCAAAGGAACCGAGGUAAUCGGAAUCAAAGACGCAUGGAUGACGACUUAAGAAACAUUAAACUAUCCAUUCCAUCCUUUCAAGGAAAAUCUGAUCCGGAAGCCUACUUGGAAUGGGAGAAGAAGAUCGAAUUGGUUUUUGAUUGUCAUAAUUAUUCCGAGAUCAAAAAGGUGAAGUUGGCGGCCAUAGAAUUCUCCGAUUACGCUAUGAUAUGGUGGGAUCAACUCACUACGAGCCGAAGAAGGAAUGGGGAACGGCCAAUAUCCACUUGGGUCGAGAUGAAGGCCGUGAUGCGACGUCGUUUCAUUCCCUCCUACUACCAUCGGGAACUCUAUCAAAAGCUUCAAAAUCUCACUCAAGGUUCAAGGAGUGUCGAGGAUUAUUUCAAAGAGAUGGAGAUCGCGAUGAUCCGAGCCGAUGUCCAAGAAGAUCGUGAAGCAACAAUGGCACGAUUCCUUGCUGGUCUCAACUGAGAUAUUGCUAACAUUGUGGAACUCCAACAUUAUGUUGAGAUAGUGGACAUGGUACACAUGGCCAUUAAGGUGGAGAAGCAACUCAAGCGAAAGAGUACCACUCGAAGUUUUCCUACCCCAAGCACAACUAGAUGGGGGCAAAGUUCGAGUAAAACUAAUCCACCAAGCCGUGCCAAAGAGCCAAUGGUGCCUACCAAAGCAAACAAACCUAUGGGAGAUACGAGCAAAGGUAAGGCAACCGAUUCAUUUACUAAUCGUUCACGGGAUAUUAAGUGUUUUAAGUGCCUUGGAAGGGGCCACAUUGCGAGUCAAUGUCCCAACCGCAACGUCAUGGUGGUUCGAGCAAAUGGAGAAAUAGAAUCGGAGGAAGAAGAGCUUGAAGAUGAGCCUGAAACCGUCUCUGACAAUGAAGAAGAAGUGGAGCACGCUCUUGAUGGAGAACUCCUAGUAGUCAAAAGGAGCCUAAGUAUCCAAAGCAUCGACGAUGAGCAACAACGAGAAAACAUCUUCCAUACUCGUUGUCAAGUACAAGGAAAGCUAUGUAGCGUCAUCAUCGAUGGAGGAAGUUGUACGAACGUGGCGAGCACUCUCAUGGUGGAAAAAUUAAAUCUACCGACCACCAAGCAUCCAACUCCGUACAAACUUCAAUGGCUCAACGAUGGAGGAGAGUUAAAAGUGACAAAGCAAGUUCUAGUCUCCUUUUCCAUUGGGAAAUAUUCCGAUGAAGUGCUAUGCGAUGUUGUUCCAAUGCACGCGGGUCACUUGUUAUUGGGCCGUCCAUGGCAAUUCGAUCAUCGAGAUUUCAAAGACGUUUUUCCGGAUGAAGUGCCAAGUGGCUUGCCACCACUUCGUGGGAUCGAGCACCAAAUUGAUUUUGUGCCUGGAGCCGUUAUUCCAAACCGACCAGCAUACCGAACCAAUCCUGAAGAGACCAAAGAGCUUCAACGUCAAGUUAACAAACUCAUGGAAAAGGGCUACAUUCAAGAAAGUCUUAGUCCAUGUGCCGUACCGGUUUUGUUGGUGCCUAAGAAGGACGGAACGUGGCGUUUCGUGGUUAGCUCAGAGGGCCUCGAAGUAGAUAGCGAAAAGAUUAAGGCGAUUCAAGAAUGGCCGAGACCGACGAGCAUAAGCCAAGUGCGAAGCUUCCAUGGCCUAGCAAGUUUCUAUAGGCGAUUUGUACCUAACUUUAGCACGUUGGCCGCACCGUUGACAAGCACUAUCAAGAAGAAUUCGACUUUUCAUUGGGGCGAAGAGAAAGAAAAUUCUUUUAAUAUUAUUAAAGAUUGUCUUACUAAAGCUCCUUUGUUAGCAUUGCCUGAUUUUUCUAAGAUAUUUGAAAUUGAGUGUGACGCCUCAGGUAUAGGAAUAGGUGCCGUGCUAACUCAAGAUGGAAGACCGAUCGCUUACUUUAGUGAGAAGUUGAAUGGAGCCGUGUUGAACUACCCCGUUUAUGACAAGGAGAUGUAUGCACUUAUUCGCGCUCUCGAGACUUGGCAACACUAUUUGUGGCCGAAGGAGUUUGUGAUCCAUUCGGAUCAUGAAGCGUUAAAGCACAUUAAAGGACAACACAAAUUAAACAAAUGCCAUGCUAAGUGGGUAGAGUAUUUGGAGUCAUUUCCCUAUGUCAUUAAAUAUAAAAAGGGUAAGGAAAAUAUCGUAGCUGACGCUCUUUCAAGAAGGUGCGAUGGCUUUCUUUUUAAAGAAGGAAAAUUAUGUGUGCCGCAAGGUUCGAUACGGGAGUUGUUAGUAAAUGAGGCGCAUAGCGGAGGUCUUAUGGGCCAUUUUGGCAUUGGAAAAACCUUAGCAACCCUCCAAGAGCAUUUUUAUUGGCCGAAAAUGAAAAGGGACGUUGAACGAGUGUGUGCACGAUGUGUGACGUGCAAGAAGGCCAAAUCCAAGAUUAAGCCGCACGGGUUGUAUACGCCGCUCCCUAUACCCGACGCACCUUGGGAGGACAUUUCCAUGGAUUUUUUCCUUGGAUUACCUAGGACUAAAACGGGGAAGGACUCUAUUUUUGUUGUUGUUGAUCAUUUUUCCAAAAUGUCUCAUUUUAUUUCUUGUUCAAAAACUGAUGAUGCCGUUCACAUUGCUAAUCUUUUCUUUAAGGAAAUUAUACGUUUGCAUGGCAUUCCGAGAACGAUUGUUUCAGAUCGAGACGCGAAGUUUUUGAGCCACUUUUGGAGGUCAUUGUGGGGAAAGCUCAGGACUAAACUGCUGUUUUCAACCACUUGCCACCCCCAAACGGAUGGCCAAACGGAAGUGGUCAACCGAGUGCUAUCAACUUUGUUAAGAGCCAUCAUACGGAAAAAUCUCAAGUCAUGGGAGGAGUGUUUACCGCAUAUAGAAUUUGCGUACAAUCGAUCCGUUCAUUCGGCAACCAAACACUCUCCUUUUGAAAUCGUUUAUGGAUUCAACCCGUUAACUCCUUUAGAUUUAGCGUCUUUACCUUGGGUCUGGGUUCACAUGAGAAAGGAACGCUUUCCCGCCCAACAUAGAUCAAAGCUAUUACCGCGUGGUGACGGACUUUUCCAAGUUUUGGAACGAAUUAACAAAAAUUCUUAUCGACUUGAUCUACCAGAUUUCAAUUUGAGGGCAAAUCGCUUUGAAGAGGGGGAGGAUGAUACGGCCACACCUCAAGUCCAAUCUAGCUCGAGCAAGGGGCCUUUGGAGCUGCCUCAAGGUCCCAUCACCCGAUCACGAGCCAAACAAUUCAAGGAGAUAAUGUCAUCCAAUCGAGCCGAUUCCGAUGAGGUUGAAAGUAACAUGCAAGCCUCCGUUCACGGAGCAGCGUUGAGUGUUCCUAAGGGUUUGGAACCAACACAAGUGAGUAAGCCUUCAGUUGAUAAAAUCCAUAAGUGCCGGGUGGAAGAGUUCAGAAGUACCGCUGAAGAUGAUCCAGAGAAAGCCAAGUUCUGGAGUGGACGACGAACAUCAGAGUUUCCUGCUAACAUCACCAGCCAGCAAGCCGAACAUUUCAAUCCUCACGUUGAGCCUAACGUUGCAGAGGAAUCCAACAUGGCUAACCAGACCUUGAAGCAAUUGGCCGCUCCUAACCUGGCUGCGCAACCACCAUCUAUCACGUAUCCUGCCCUUGAUAGGCCAUUAAAGCUUAAUUCGGAUUCACAGAAUCAUUCUUUGAAAUUCAAUGGACUACGCCAGAUGGCAUUGAAGAGGAACAAAUCAAGCUCUGAGCCUUUCCUUUCUCGUUACAAGGAUUGGCGAAGGACUGGUUAUAUUACAUGUCGCCAGGAUCAUUCACAACUUGGACAGGGUUACAUAAGGCUUUCCUUGAGAAGGUUGACACCACAAGAUCGAGGAAUGAUUGAUGCAGCGAGUGGAGGUGCAUUGGUUGAUAAAACUCCGGAGCAAGCUCGAAAUUUGAUUGCUAAUAUGGCGCAGAAUACACAGCAAUUCAGUCUCAGGAGGUCCGAUUUGGGUAAACGAAUGGAUGAGGGCCAGUCAAGUAUGAUGGAGGCUCAGUUAGCUAACUUAACGGCUAUGGUAGGUAAAUUGAUGACCGGAGGACAUACCACAGAUAUGUGUCCGACAUUACAGAAAGGGGAAGCUAAUGCCGUCUUUCCAAAUCAGAGGAGGUAUGAUCCAUAUUCAGCUACCUAUAAUGAGGGAUGGAGAGACCACCCCAAUCUCAGAUUCCAAAACCGAGCCGCACCUCCGGGAUUUGAGCAGCAAAAUUCCCGACCAUAUAAUUUGUCACAGCAACAAUCCAACCAUCAAAACCUUAGUGCUGAAACUAAGACUCAUACCAUGCUUGAACAAAUGAUGAAGAUGAUGGUUGACCGAAAAAGGAAACCGAUGGAAGAUUCCGUCUUUGGAAUCAGCAGUGAAGCGAUUACAAAUUUUGAGCAAGAAACAAGUGUUCCCGAACCUCGAGCUCAAGCAAGUCAAGAUGCUAAUAACCAGUCUCAGUCUUCUGUGCCAAAGGCGUCGUUUCCACAACGUUUGAGGAAGGAAAAGUCAGACGACGUCAAUGCUGAAAUUUUAGAGACUUUCCGUAAGGUACAAGUUAAUAUCCCAUUGAUUGAUGCAAUUAAACAAGUACCUAGAUAUGCUAAGUUUUUAAAAGAAUUGUGCACAUCUAAAAGGAAAUUAGUUGGAAAUGAGAAGAUUAGCUUAGGCGAAAAUGUCUCUGCGGUAUUUCAAAAGAAGCUUCCUAUUAAAUGUAAAGACCCUGGCAUGUUUUCGAUACCUUGUAAGAUAGGAGACCUUAAACUAGAUAGAGCUAUGCUUGACUUGGGUGCUUCUAUAAAUGUCAUGCCUAGGAGUAUCUACGAUAGAGUUCAAUUAGGUGCAUUAAAAGACACAGGACUGAUAAUUCAACUUGCAGAUAGAAGUAAUGCCUACCCUGAUGGCGUUUUAGAAGAUGUUCUAGUGCAAGUAAAUGAGUUAGUUUUUCCAGCUGAUUUUUAUGUUUUAGACAUGGGAGCUAGUGAUAACUCCGUUGAUGUACCCUUACUCUUAGGUAGACCCUUCUUUAAGACAGCUAGAAUGAAAAUUGAUGUGCAUAAAGGGAAUUUAACAAUGGAAUUUGAUGGUGAGAUAAUUAAAUUUAAUAUAUUUGAUGCUAUGAGGUAUCCCACUGAUAUUAAUUCUGUAUUUACUCUUGAUGUAAUUGACAAUUUUGUUCAAGAUGUCUAUGAAUUAGGAGAAGAAGACGAGUUGAAAAGCGUUCUCGCUAAUAGUAUUUUUGAUAUCGACAAGCAGGAAUUUAUCGUUUCUGAUUUUUUAAUUGACUCAGAUUGUGCUUUAGACUCGCCCAAAUUGACACGAUUCAAGCCGAUUCUCCCUAAUCUUAUGGUGACUGGUAAGCAAGUUCCUUCAUUGAUUUCGCCACCUAAAUUAAAGUUAAAAGAGCUGCCCGAAAAUUUGAAGUACAUUUAUUUGGGGGAAAAUCAAACUCUACCAUUGAUAGGGUCGAAUGCUUUAACUGAGAUGCAAGAAUCUAAGCUGCUUAGGGUUCUUAGGGAGCAUAAAGAAGCCUUGGUUGGACACUAG